This is a messenger RNA of Hirsutella rhossiliensis, 996 nucleotides long. Its product is annotated as lipase (class 3) domain-containing protein. The transcript has 3 exons. Bases 1 to 996 code for a protein of 331 amino acids. NCBI's taxonomy places the organism in Eukaryota, Fungi, Ascomycota, Sordariomycetes, Hypocreales, Ophiocordycipitaceae. The record is from RefSeq and is a predicted model, not a curated record. Gene Ontology annotation, biological process: lipid metabolic process.
AUGGGGUCUGUCAGGAACCAGGCGGGCAACGUGGAAAGAAGAGCGCUUGCUCUCCAGCAGGACCUUGUCAAUCUCAACUACUACUCACAGCACGCCGCCGCAGCCUACUGCAACGCGGAAAAGACGCCGAGGCAGUUUAUCCAAUGCAACGGAGCAUGUCCAGCCGUCGAGUCGUCCAGGGCUACCGUCUUUGCCAGCUUCACUGGCACCCUGACCGGAGUUGCUGGCUACGUGGCCGUCGACAGGUACCGCCGUGAGAUUGUCUUGUCCAUCCGGGGCACACACAGCAUCCGCAACUUCAUCACCGACCUCGUCUUCACGUGGGAGGACUGCGUCUACUCCAGCGGAUGCAAGGUCCACUCGGGCUUCGCCAAUGCCUGGUCCGACAUCUCCAAUGCCGCGGGCAAUGCCGUGGCCGCUGCCAGCCGGUCCAACCCGGGCUUCCGAAUCAUCGCCACGGGCCACUCCCUCGGCGGAGCAGUGGCCACCAUCGCCACAGCCCAUCUUGAGCGCCGCGGCUUCGUCGUCGACUGCUACACAUACGGCUCGCCGCGCGUCGGCAACGAGCAGUUUGUCGGCUUCAUGGGCCGCCAGCGCGGCCGUCACUGGCGCGUCACUCACCUCGACGACCCGGUCCCCCGGCUGCCCCCAAUGUCCAUGGGAUACCGCCACGUCUCUCCCGAGUAUUGGCUGGCCAACGGCGGGGCGGAACAGGACAGCUACGGGCUCGAGGACGUCUUGAUGUGCUACGGCUCCGUCAACGCCAACUGCAAUGGCAACACGCUCGGCUUCAACCUUGGCUCCCACCUGCACUACUUUCGCCAGAUUGCUGCCUGUGCCCCUGCUUCCUUUCAGUGGAGGCGCAGUAAUGACCAGGUUUCUGCCGAGGAGCUUGAGCAAAGGCUGACUGCGUGGAGCCAGAUGGAUAUAGAGUAUGCCAAAAACAUGAUGUACUAUUACGAAGUGGUAGAAAACAACGAAAUUGAAGACACUUGA